Molecule: messenger RNA, 1479 nt
Organism: Purpureocillium takamizusanense
Lineage: Eukaryota; Fungi; Ascomycota; Sordariomycetes; Hypocreales; Ophiocordycipitaceae
Exons: 1
Coding region: 1-1479 (492 amino acids)
Molecular function (GO): NADP binding; N,N-dimethylaniline monooxygenase activity; flavin adenine dinucleotide binding
Source: RefSeq, a predicted model, not a curated record
AUGGGCAAGAGUGCGAGUAGCCAGUCUCCUCAAGAUGUCGACUUUGAGGUCAUCAUAGUUGGCGCUGGGAUAUCUGGCAUCAAUGCGGCCUACCGCGUGAAGCAGCAAGCACCCCCGGGCACCAGACUCACCAUCCUUGAGGGCCGAGACAGCAUCGGUGGCACGUGGGACCUCUUCCGUUACCCUGGCAUCAGGUCCGACUCGGACAUCUUCACAUUCGGCUUCUCCUGGAACCCAUGGCCGCAUCAAACAACUCUGGGCCUGGGUGCAGAGAUUAAAGAAUACCUGAUCCAGUCCGCUAAAGUCGCCGGGGUCGAUGAGCAAAUCAGAUACCAACACAAGGUCACAACAGCCAGCUGGGUCUCGGGCCAAAACUAUUGGGAGGUUUCUGUGAGCGCGAAGAAUAGCGAAAAGCCCAAGCUCUUUCGCACGCGAUUUCUCGUCUUCGGCACCGGGUAUUACGACUACGACCAGCCCCUGGAGGCAGUCAUCCCGGGCAUCAAAGACUUCAAGGGAAAGGUCAUCCAUCCCCAAUUUUGGCCCAAGGACUAUGACUACACCAACAAAGAAAUGGUCGUCAUAGGCAGUGGAGCGACUGCUGUGACCAUCGUACCGUCCGUGGCGGACAAGGUUAAACACGUCACCAUGUUGCAGAGAAGCCCGACAUACAUAUUUCCAUUGCCGCAGUACCCAAAGCUCACGUCCUUCAUGUUCGCUUUGAUGCCUUCUCGCAUGGCCCAGCUGGCGAACCGAUUGCUGUGGAUUAUCCAGGGUUAUCUCAUGAUUGCUGCCUGCAGGACCUUUCCCGGGCUGGUUAGGAGAGUUAUCCGGGCCAUCAACAAAAAGCUACUUCCGCCCAACAUUCCUUGCGACCCUCACUUCACCCCACGAUAUAAGCCUUGGGAACAGCGAGUUUGUGCUUCUUUGGACGGCGACUUCUUCGCAGCCUUGCGCUCAGGCAAGGCAAGCGUCGCUACUGACACGAUUGUAACCGUUACGGAAGACACGAUCGAGCUGAACUCGGGAGCUGUCAUUCGCCCCGACGUCAUAGUCACGGCUACGGGUCUCAAGCUCAAGUUUGGCGGCGGUGUUCAAUUCUCCGUGGAUGGAAAGCCGCUGGACCCUACAAAGGGGUUCAUGUGGAAGUCCUCCAUGAUCCAGGAUCUCCCCAACGUUGUAUUCUGCGUCGGGUACCAAGAUGCCUCCUGGACGCUAGGGGCCGACUGUGCCGCGCAGCUUCUAACGCGUCUCAUGUGGGAGCUGCGAAGUAGCAACGCAACUGUGGCCAUGCCGCAUCUUGAGAAGCCGGAGGAAAUGGAGGUCAAACCCUUAAUGAGCCUGUCAGCGACGUACCUAAAGAACAUCAAUAAGGCCCUUCCCAAAGCCGGGACGGGGUCGUGGAGGCCGAGGACUCACUACACGGCAGACUUGUAUGCAGCAAAAUGGGGUGAUAUUAGAUCUGGACUUCUCAUCAAGUAG